AGCCACCAUACACGCCCCACCAGCACCUUUGUCCGCCUGCCUCUUAUUAUUAUUAUUUUUAUUAUUGUUAUUCGUGGACCGAGGAGGGCGCGUCUUGACAAUAUGUUCCACUGAACGGGGAGGGCAGGGGAGCCGUGGGGGGUGACUCAAGUGAUAUAAAGACAACAGAAGAGGGAUUUUUUGUGUUUGUUUGAUUUCUGCAUUUUCCACAGCAAUGAAUGAGGACUACCAGUACAGAAUGGACCCCAGCGAUCGUCUUAACAGUCUGGGACAGAGGAGGAAGAGACCCAAGAAGUCCGACAGUAACACCAGUUUCCUGCGAGCGGCGAGAGCAGGAAACAUCGACAAGGUUCUGGAAUAUCUAAAAGGGGGCGUCGACAUCAACACUUGCAAUCAGAAUGGUCUCAAUGCCUUGCACCUCGCAGCCAAGGAGGGUCAUGUAGAUUUGGUUCAGGAGCUGCUGGAAAGGGGAGUCGAAUUGAAUUCUGCCACAAAGAAAGGAAAUACAGCACUACACAUCUCCUCGCUAGCGGGUCAGGCUGAGGUGGUGAAGAUUCUGAUCAAGCAAGGCGCCGACAUCAACACACAAUCUCAGAAUGGAUUCACUCCACUUUACAUGGCCGCCCAGGAGAAUCACCUGGAUGUUGUGCGAUACCUUCUGGAAAACGGGGGCAACCAGAGCACCGCGACAGAGGAUGGCUUCACCCCUCUGGCCAUCGCCCUUCAGCAGGGUCACAACCAGGUGGUUUCCAUCUUAUUGGAGAACGAUACAAAAGGGAAGGUUCGUUUGCCCGCCUUGCACAUUGCCGCCCGCAAAGAUGACACCAAAUCGGCAGCCCUCCUCCUCCAGAAUGACCAUAACGCUGAUGUCCAGUCGAAGAUGAUGGUCAAUAGAACUACAGAGAGUGGAUUCACACCGCUACAUAUCGCCGCCCACUACGGGAACGUCAAUGUGGCCACGCUUCUGCUGAACCGAGGGGCCGCUGUGGACUUCCUUGCGAGGAAUGGCAUCACCCCUCUUCAUGUGGCAUCCAAGCGAGGCAACACUAAUAUGGUCUGCUUACUGUUGGAUCGCGGCUGUCAGAUCGAUGCUAAAACAAGGGAUGGCCUUACUCCUCUCCACUGUGCAGCUCGCAGUGGACACGACGUUACCGUGGAAUUGCUACUGGAGAGAGGAGCGCCUCUGCUGGCCAGAACCAAGAACGGCCUGUCUCCUCUCCACAUGGCGGCGCAAGGUGACCACGCUGAAUGCGUCAAACACCUUCUGGAACACAAAGCGCCCAUUGGUGACGUGACCUUAGACUACCUGACAGCCCUUCACGUAGCGGCGCACUGUGGACACUACAGAGUCACCAAGCUUCUUCUGGACAAGAGGGCCAACCCCAACGCUCGAGCUUUGAAUGGUUUUACACCGCUUCACAUCGCCUGUAAGAAGAACAGAGUCAAAGUUAUGGAGUUACUGGUCAGAUAUGGAGCCUCCAUCCAGGCCAUUACAGAGUCUGGAUUGACGCCCAUCCACGUGGCCGCCUUCAUGGGUCACCUUAACAUCGUCUUGCUCCUGCUGCAAAACGGAGCCUCUCCAGAUAGGAGUAACAUUCGCGGAGAAACAUCGCUACACAUGGCCGCCAGGGCAGGCCAGGUGGAGGUGGUUCGCUGCCUGCUCAGGAAUGGAGCCAUGGUAGAUGCCAGGGCGAGGGAGGAGCAAACUCCCCUACACAUCGCCGCCCGUCUGGGCAAAACCGAGAUCGUCCAGCUGCUUCUGCAACACAUGGCUCACCCUGAUGCCGCCACAGCUAACGGCUACACCCCACUUCACAUCGCCGCCAAGGAGGGGCAAAUGGAGACGGCGUCCAUUCUGCUGGAGGCGGGGGCUUCGCACUCGCUAGCCACAAAGAAAGGAUUUACCCCACUGCACGUUGCCUCAAAGUACGGAAGCCUGGAUGUAGCCAAACUUCUGCUUCAGCGUCGUGCACCACCUGAUGCCGCAGGGAAGAAUGGCCUGACACCGCUUCAUGUCGCAGCGCAUUACGAUAACCAAAAAGUAGCGCUGCUUCUUCUGGAAAAAGGAGCGGAUCCCCAUGCUGUUGCCAAGAACGGCUACACUCCUCUCCACAUUGCAUCCAAGAAGAACCAAAUGGACGUGGCCUCAGCGCUGCUGAAGCGCGGCGCUGACACCAACGUGGUGACGAAACAGGAAGUCACUCCUCUCCACUUGGCCUCAGAGGAUGGCCAGGCCGACAUGACCGCCUUGUUGCUUAGCAAUGGAGCUCAUGUCAACACCCCCACUAAGUGUGGCCUUACUGCCCUGCAUCUGGCAGCACAGGACGACAAAGUAUCGGUUGCGGAAAUCCUUGCCAGAAACGGAGCAAACCUCAACCAGCAGACAAAACUGGGCUACACGCCGUUAAUUGUUGCCUGUCAUUACGGCAACACUAAGAUGGUCAACUUUCUGCUUCAAAAUGGUGCUAGUGUGACGGUGAAGACCAAGAAUGGAUACACCCCACUUCACCAGGCGGCCCAGCAGGGGAACACGCACAUCAUCAACAUCCUGUUGCAAUACGGCGCCAAGCCCAACGCUAUCACCGUGAAUGGUAACACCGCCCUGGGUAUUGCUCAAAGGCUAGGAUACAUCUCUGUUGUGGACACGUUGCGGGUUGUCACAGAGGAGAUCGUCACCAUGACAACGACCGUGACAGAAAAACACAAACUGAAUGUUCCAGAAACAAUGACUGAAGUACUGGAUGUCUCCGAUGAAGAAGGAGAUGACACCAUGACGGGGGAUGGAGGGGAGUAUUUACGAGCCGAGGACCUCAGAGAGCUUGGAGAUGAUUCCCUCCCGGGACAAUAUUUGGAUAGCAUGAACUACCUCUGCUUCAGCCAAGAGGCGGCGCACACCGUCGGUUCGGAGAGGUCAUUCACUCCCACUCGCAAGAACUACUACCAUAAACACGAAAACACGAUGGAGGAGAUGCUCAGCUGUCAGAUGUCUGCGUUUUCAAGGGACCGUGAGACAGAUUCAUACCGACUGAGCUGGGGCACAGAGAACCUGGACAAUGUAGCGUUAACUUCAAGCCCCGCCCACUCCAGUCAUUCCUCUCCAUGCCGUGACCACGCCGAUCAUAGCAGUUUCCUGGUCAGUUUCAUGGUGGAUGCGAGGGGCGGAUCCAUGUGCGGUUUCCGCCACAACGGCCUACGUAUCGUCAUCCCUCCACGGAAGUGCGGCGCUCCCACGCGAGUCACCUGCAGGCUGGUGAAGCGGCACCGGCUAGCCAGCAUGUCCCCCAUCGUCGAGGCGGAGGGUCUGGCUGGCAGGUUUAUUGAAGUGGCGCCUUCUGGCGGCCAGCUUCUCGGGAAGCUCCACCUCCCCAGUGCCCCCCCGCCUCUCAAUGAGGGUGAAAGUUUAGUCAGCAGAAUCCUUCAACUCGGUCCGCCGGGGACAAAUUUCCUCGGUCCCGUAAUCGUGGAGGUGCCGCACUUUGCUUCCCUGCGAGGGGGCGAACGAGAACUUGUCGUCUUGAGGAGCGAGACGGGGGACAGCUGGAAGGAGCACCACUGUGAGCACACCCAGGAAGAACUCAACCAGAUCCUGAACAGCAUGGAUGAAGAGCUGGACUCUCAGGAGGAGCUCCAGAAGAAGCGUAUUUGCCGCAUCAUCACCAGAGAUCUCCCGCAGUACUUCGCCGUGGUGUCGCGCGUCCGGCAAGACAGCAUUCUCAUCGGCCCAGAAGGAGGCGUCCUCGGCAGUACCGUGGUGCCCCAAGUGCAAGCGGUUUUUCCUGAGGGAGCCCUAACCAAAAGGAUCCGGGUCGGCCUCCAGGCCCAGCCUGUCAGCGUGGACAUCGUCCAGAGGACUCUCGGGCACAAGUCCAGCUUCAGCCCCAUUGUCACUCUGGAACCUCGCCGGCGGAAGUUCCACAAACCCAUUACGGUGACUAUGCCGGUCCCCAAAGGAUACGCCGACCCGGCAGGUCUCCAGCACAGUUUGGGACGAGACGUGCCAACCUUACGACUGUUAUGUAGCAUCACAGGCGGAACAACGCCAGCCCAGUGGGAAGAUAUCACUGGAACCACCCCGCUAACGUUUGUCAACGACCGCGUGUCCUUCACCACCAAUGUCUCUGCCAGGUUCUGGCUCAUUGAUUGUCGACAAGCGCAGGAGUCGGUAAGUUUCUCGUCGCAAGUGUACCGCGAGAUCAUCUGCGUGCCUUACAUGGCCAAGUUCCUGGUCUUCGCCAAAAUGCACGACCCCAUCGAAGCUCGCCUGCGCUGCUUCUGCAUGACGGACGACAAAGUGGACAAGACGCUGGAGCAGCAGAACUUCACCCAGGUGGCCCGCAGUCGCGAUGUCGAGGUUCUAGAAGGAAAGCCCAUUUAUGCAGACUGCUAUGGAAACCUGGUUCCUCUCAUCAAAAGCGGCCAUCAUCACGUCUUUAGAUUUUUUGCCUUUAAGGAGAACCAACUAACGCUGUUCAUCAAAAUCCGAGACAACACUCAGGAGCUUUGUGGACGCUUGUGUUUUAUGAAGGAACCUCGCACUUAUUGGUCACACGGACAAAACGGCGUAUGCAACCUCAACAUUACGCUGCCAUCGUAUUGCAAGGAGUCGGAUUCUGAUCAAGACGACGAGGCCAACACAACGCUACAGAAAUACCAAACUGUGGCGGAGACAUCGGAUAUCCGGCGAUCCACGCCGAAUCGAGAACCAGACCUCUUAUCCGAUGUGUCGGAGAUGAAACGGGACUUGAUGAAAAUGACGGCCAUUUUGACAUCGUCCGAGAAAUCCUUGGAUGAAGGGUCCGGUCCCGAGAAGGAGGGGACGGGUGACGUUCUGAGGGGGGAACCGUUAGAAAUAACAGAGAAGGAUUUGGAGAACGUCAAAGAGGACCUCGAGAAAGUUAGUCAAAUACUCCGGAGUGGAACGUGUGACGAGGUGGAUCCUAGUGAUCUUAAAGAGCACCUCCUCAACACGCCAAAAAAACAGAGCAACAUCCAGGAUGGAUCCACUAAAUUAACCACUCCAACCGAAGUUCAAAAGCCUCUACGGGGACCAGUCAAGUCUCCACUGAUUGAAGAGACCCCCAUUGGGUCCAUAAAGGACAAAGUCAAAGCCUUGCAGAAAAAAGUUGAGGCGGAGCAAAAAGGAAAAAGUGUCGGCAGCAGAGUUAAACCUUUGCCAUCUUCUCCAAAAGUCAAAGAAACGCCCAAGUUUAGAACAGGUCCUCCAAAAACACCUGAUGCUGCAGAGGAGACCGUCUCAGUUAAAGAGCUGAUGCAAGUCUUUCAGAAAGCCCAUGGAACCCCGAAGACUGAGUUGGACAAGCCCAAAACAAAAACGGAGGAAAACAGAAACAGAAAACAUGAAAACCAAGACUCUCAAGAACUAUCUCUGGAUUCAAAACCCAAAACUAGAGACUUUGGGAAAAGUGGUGAUGAUGAUGACAAUUCAGACAAGGUUGCUGACUCGCAGAGUUCCGGAACGCCUCACCUAAGUUUUGAGGACAGCUGCAAACACGAAGGUCUGGCCACUCCUGGCACAAGUCCUGAAAGUCUGUGUCUUUCUCCCAAAACUGAGCAAACCUCAAACCAAGAAAAAACAGCAUUACCCAGUGACCAACUGUCUCCUGAAUCAACCCUCCUCGGUGAGUCCGCAUCCAGGACUAAAAAGACCAUUUCCGGCAUCGUAGAGCAACUAAAUAUUCCCCUAGCGUUGCCAUUAGCUUCGUCUGAAGCUUCUAGAUCCUUGGAGUUACCUUUAAGACAAGACUCAGAUCCUCUCAGUCCAUUAGCUGAUGACUCUUUGACCAUAAGCCACAGGGAUUCCCUUGACGGUAGUCCCAUUAUGGACUCCUCCUCCCGUAAGUCCCCAGAUUCCAUUGAACCAAGCCCGACCGAGGGAUCCCCUCCUCAGGACUCUUUAGAGACUAGCCCUGUUGAUCCGUCCUUCGUGAGUAAAUCCCUAAUCCAGCCUAUGCAAAUGAAAGAUACCUUGCAUGAUAGGCUUUUCCAAGACCUCGAGGCUGAUGAGGACAGUGGCGAGCAAAGUUCCGGUAAGAGUCCGCUCUCCCCCGAUACCCCUAGUUCCGAGGAGGUAAGUUACGAGCUACAUUCCAAACCUCCUGACCGUUCAUGCCUGACUUUUCAAUUCAAACCAGCAGCCAUCAUCCAUGAAGAAGACUCAGAAGAAGACGAUACAUUAGACGUAGACCUAGAAUGUAAAUUAGGGCCGAAAAGACUCACAGAAGGGUUAAGUCCUCCUCUUUCUGACAUACUUAUUAAAGCUCCCUCUUCUUUUUCAGCAGGUGCGCAAGAGAAAUCCCAAGCAGACCUAAACCAGUCCAAAUCCCGUCUGAAAACCGCACCGGAACCAAGAAUAGAUAGUCCACAAAACAGAACAGACAAGCAAAAGGAGGACAGCUUACGAAAGUCAAGAGAAAACCAAGGAGACAAUCUUAUUCAAAGUAAUGUGACAGAUGACGUCAAGGGAGGCGUGGUUAGUCAAGCUAGGGACCUAUUCAAACCUGAGUUCUCUAUCUAUGAUGAUACAGAAGAGGCAGAACAUCCCAGAACCGAAUCCAAAGGUGUCACCGCAAGGGUAGACACAGCAGCCUCAUGGUCGAAGGAUGAAGACGCCGCUUUUGAUGCUUGUCUUAAAGUAGAAGAACAAAAAAUACUCAAUCUGGUGGUGGGGGGAGAAAGUAGUCAUUCCCAGCAAGUAAGUCCUGCCUCAACGCCAGGUAAAACGCAAACAGAGGAGAGCACGCCAACUAGCGAGCCCAACCCAUUUCUCUUCCAGGAGGGGAAGCUUUUUGAGAUGACCCGAAGUGGCGCUAUUGAUAUGACCAAAAGAAGCUUAGAGGAUGAAGAUGGCAGCGGAGGUUUUGCCUUUUUCCAGAUCGGUGAGCGAGCGGUAGAAAACAACGAAGCUUCUGCCAAGUCAGAAGUUGGCCUCAAUCUAAAAUUGGAGGUCAAUAUAGGGGAGAAUGCUGACAAAUGUGAAGAAGCUCUUCCGCUUUUAUGUGAGGUGGAUCAGAUGGUGUCUUGUAAGUCGAAAAUUCCUCAAAUGGCAGUCACCGCUUCGAGCAAACCCACUACGUCUCUGGAGAAUCCAACAUCCUCCAAUUUAGAUUCCACUGAUGAAAUGAUAAUGAAUGUAGAGUUAGCAGACACCACCGUUACAAGAUCGGUAUACUCCGAGCAGGGUCAGGAAUCAUCGGAUUCCUCCCCGGAAGAAUCUAAAUCUGUGAUCGAGACCCCCAAAUCCAAUGAAGCAAGUUGUCUUCCUGUCAAAGCUAAAACCAAGACUGCAUCCUCUCCUGCUUCAAAAUCCCGAAUCCCCAUCAAGGCCAAGUCUUUCAAAGGGGUUGAGCAAGACAAAAAUCUCAAGCGACCACCAGACCGGACCACGCGAAGAAAGUCAGAAACAGGACAAAAUACAGGAGGACCAAAGACCAAGAACCUCUCUGAGGGGGUCUCCGCCAGACCGACUAGUAAAGGAGAGCCCAAACCCUUCCAAUCCAGAUUGCCAGUCAAAGGUAAAAGUGGCCAGACUUCCUCCUCCAAGCCACGCCAGAAGAGGUCCGUCGAGUUGUUCGACGAGAUAACCGACGAGGCGGCAAAGCUCGUGGAAAGGCUAGCUGAGGCCAAGAAAGAACAGGAGGCCACUGCCGAUGAUGACAAUUCAGAGGAAGAGAGCAGUCUCGUUGAUUUUUCCAUUAAAAUGCAUCAAGAGGACCCCGUUCAAAGUCAAGAUGCAGCAGAGAGUCCAAAGCAAACAUUAUUGUUGAUAGCGGACCACCUGGGCUUCAGCUGGACAGAGCUAGCGAGAGAACUGGGAUUCAGCCAGGAGAAAAUCGACUCAAUAAGGAGCGAAAAUCCCAACUCCUUGCAAGACCAAAGCUAUGCUCUUUUGAGUCAUUGGAUGGAGGAAGAAGGAGCCACAGAAACAGCACUUAUCAAGAGACUGACUGAGAUCAACAGGACGGACAUCGUUCAACGGAUCCAAAUCACUACAUUCUCUGAACGAAGCGAAGCGUCCAAGGAAUUCACAUACUCGGAACAGGAAAGCGUUGGUCAACAAGCUGCGACAUUAUCAACGUCGGGAUUCGAGAUGGAGCCUGCGAAGGAUCGAAAGGUCAGCAAGGUGGUCAAGACGACAGUGGUGACGCGUCAGAGGACGGAAGACAUCAGAAGAAACGCAGACAAGAAGCCAGAUGGUCCGCCAGAUACAAAAUGCAGCACACCUACGAACUGAAUGGGAAAAAUGUAAAAUUCUAAACCGACGCCGCAAUAUAUCCUGAUGGUCAAACGUUGACUUUUUUUUCUUUUUGUUUUUUUAAUUCAUGUCAUUUUUUGUGUUUUUUAAAAUUGCUUAUUUUUGAGCUUUUUUGUGGCCAAAGACUGCAUCAUUAUUGUCUGUGUUUAUCGUGCAAAUGUAGUAGUGGGUUUUUAUGACAUUCUUUUAGAAAUGAUUCACCCUCACUGAUGUUUUAUUUAUUUUUUUUCUUCGGAAGAAAUGACGGAUUCAUGAAUUGUUGGCACUUGUGUUCGUGAAUAAACUUUCUAGAAAAGCUGUGGCACAUUGUGCUCAUUUAUUAUGAGGAAACACCUCAUAUAAGGACACGACACUGGUUGCCCGAGGAAGGAGGUGAGAUAAACGUGACAUCAACAGAAAAGAAAAGUCUUAAUACUUUGACAACAAUGUUGCAAUGUUAUGAGAGUCAAGCCGUAAUACAGUGAAAUUCAAUCCUUCCAGAAGGUAUGACUCACCAAAAUGUACUCUAACUGAAUCCAUUUUUCCCAUAAGAAAUGAUGUAAAUCCAAUGAAUCUGUUCUAGAAAGCCAAAAAUGUUCAUACAAAACACAUUUUUUAUAGUUUUACAAUUACAGUUUGACAUGUAGAAAACAAUUCAAAAUGGAUGCCAAUACAUUUACAUGAGGAAUGAAAGGGAUAAAUGAACAGUUAAGGUUACAUUUACCUUCACUGAAGACGUGAUUCAGGAAGGUAGUAGUGGUUGAUCUCGCUGCCAUAUUGUGUCUUUGGGAAGAGUCACGUCUUCAACGAAGGUAAAAGUAACCUGUUGUUCAUUUAUCCCUUUCGUUCCUCAUUUACAGUCGUCCCUCAUUUAUGGAGGUGAAUUGGUUCCAGACCCAAGCCAUAGGAUUCAAUGUUAAUAAAUUAAUAUUUUCAUAGCUAGAGCAUAGAAAAGCCUUUCCUAAAUACAUUUUUCAACAUGAUUAGAGCCCUGUAGACAUGAAAUAACCUGCCUAUAGCCACCUUUACACUCCUAUUAUUGUUAUUGUUUACAACACACUCUUAUGCUGCAGGGACUUGACACGGCCGCUAGCUAGCAAACUAGCAAGCUAACAAGUUAGCCUGAAAUUUUUUUUCUUCUAAAUUUAAAGGGAAACUGCCCUCUUUUUUAUUUUGCCCAUCAUCCACAAUCCUUAUGUGAGACAUGAACACACCUCUUUCUCUUUUCUGUGCGUUUAAAGAUAUAAAAAGAGACAGCUCGUAAUGGGACACACCUACAAAGGCUGCUAUUAAAACACCUCCAAAAGGGUUUUAUGGUUUUAUAUCCAUGCUGUAACCAUGUAGUAAGAGGCACUUUCACGAUUACAUGUAAUACUUACAGUAUUUUGUCAUAUUUUGGUCCUAACAUUUGGCAUUACCGGAACUUCCUUCCUGGGUGCAUUGAUUUCAUGCCUACAUCUUGCGUUUUCCAAACUCAAAAAUAAAAACACAGCAGCAGUAGCAGCAGCUCCAAUAUGUAGUGUUACCUUUCGGUAAUGGCCUGACGCAUUGUGAGAGCAGCGCUGACUCGCUAUGAGCGAGUGUGUGGUGAAGCUAGUCGCUAGCUGGCUAGUACCUAGCCGUUGUGGUGUGGCAAGGUGUCAAUAAUUCGUAACAAUGUUAAUUGUCACAAUGUGCUAGUGACUACCAUUUGUUGUGGUUGUCACUGCGUGGUACCUGCCUUCUUCUGGCUUGUUUCUCCUUUAUUGUUGCAGUUACACCUUAAGCGGGCUGGAGGCGGGGACGCUGGGCACACCUGUUGCUAAUUACCCGAUACUCAUUUAAGCUGACUACCCACAGCUGGCAGCCGCUGGUUUAUUGUUUCGCCUCUGCUGGCAACACACCCGAGUGCUUCUGCUACCAAUCGUUGUUCCAUGCCCAUUUGGACCUGCCGCCUCCCUGCCGUCCAGCUAACUCCAGAGUUUGUACUUUUCUUCAUGGUGUAACUUUCAUUUGCCUUUUGUCUCUGUUUUUUGCCACAACACCAUCGCUUUCUGUUUUUGGAACUACUCUCUCUUGCACUUUUUGUCAUUAAAAGUCCUGAAUUACCACACGAACUCUAAGCCUCUGCAUCUGGGGUCCUAAACACACCGAGAACCUGACAGUUAAUAACAAUAAUAAAAAUGUCGCUGUAGCUUGGUUAAUAUGCACGUCACAUUUUAAUGUGGCGCAUUGGCGCUUUUGGAGUUUUUUCCAGAAGGCUUUUUAGGCAGAAUAAGUGUUUCCCUUUAUGUGUCUUUGUUGGUGUUUUGUCAUGUUUGUGUGUUGUCGCUCUGCUGCCGCCUGUCUGUUUUGCCUUGCAGUGCACGCGGCAGCACUGAUGAGCUGAUGAGGGACACCUGUUGCCAAUCACCUGAGCCUUUUUAUGCUGCUGCCCGACUACCAUUCCUUGCCAGUUAUUCCCUUGCCAACCCUGCUUCCCGUACCUCCUUACCUUGGCUCCCAACUGGUCCACUUUUUCCCGUGUUGCUACUUAGCUUAUGUGCUUUCGCUACUUACCUGGUUACCUGCUCUGCAGCUCUUUUCGUUACCGUAAGUCCCUUUUUUCCUGCCUAGCAGUGAUUUUCUUUUGUGUGUUUUUUGGCUCCUGCCCUGAGUUCCUUAGUUGUCUUUUUUUGUAUAUUUUUGUGUUGCAUUUUUCUUGUAUUUUAUGACCUUUGGUAAUAAAUAGCUUUUUGUA
Dunckerocampus dactyliophorus (ringed pipefish) is the source of this 10970-nucleotide messenger RNA. It is a transcript of the gene ank2b, whose product is annotated as ankyrin 2b, neuronal. Gene Ontology annotation, molecular function: protein binding. The transcript has 45 exons. Gene Ontology annotation, cellular component: T-tubule. The record is from RefSeq and is a predicted model, not a curated record. Gene Ontology annotation, biological process: regulation of cardiac muscle contraction; protein localization to T-tubule; signal transduction. Lineage: Eukaryota; Metazoa; Chordata; Actinopteri; Syngnathiformes; Syngnathidae. Bases 215 to 8251 code for a protein of 2678 amino acids.